Spizellomyces punctatus DAOM BR117 is the source of this 1589-nucleotide messenger RNA. RefSeq lists its product as hypothetical. Gene Ontology annotation, molecular function: protein binding. The record is from RefSeq and is a predicted model, not a curated record. The transcript has 6 exons. NCBI's taxonomy places the organism in Eukaryota, Fungi, Chytridiomycota, Chytridiomycetes, Spizellomycetales, Spizellomycetaceae. The coding region runs from base 442 to 1332 and encodes 296 amino acids.
GCCGAUCUACAUGAGCUUGGGACAAACUUGCAGAAAAACUGUGAUCUCUUCGAGUGGCCUCCCCCAAGGAAUGCACGACCGCAAACGAAGAAAGUGUACUUCGUCCGUUCCUCUGGAGAAUUUCACCGAAACGGUAAUAUCCGAUAGUGACGAUGACACGAGUCAUUGCCAGACCAAGCAGCGGUUGCAGCCCGCAGCUCGACGACCCCCAACCGGUCCAAAACGAUCUGUGCCAUCACGGAGCAGUAGUGAGAAGGACUUUACUAGUUUCUUUGAUAUGGACGGGGAAACCACCUUGGGCUCGAUAGAAACAAAAAUGGCCAGAUAGCCAAAGCGACCCGCCAAGCAUCCCGCUCUCCCACCCCCACUGACGAUGAUCCCGAAGCACUUUGGCGCGGCAUUCCCCAACGACGUAAUCGUUCCCUAGGCAGCAGAGUUGACAUGUCUUCAAAACAUCAGAAGAAGCAAAUACAGGUGGAUGUAACGUCGCCCAUUGUAGAGAGUAACUUGUCAAGUAUAUGCGUGAGCGAGAAACAGACAGCUGUCGACGAAAUUACGACAGCUAGCGAUCGAGAGCCAUCUCUUACUCCGCCACCUCAAUUACCCCAUCAAGAUUCCAAUGUCCUAAAUACAAUGAGUCAGAUGUUGGAGAAGAUUAGCGAACAGCUUCAACCUACGUAUUUACCGGAGGAACCCCAGAUUUCGACUACUAUACUGGACCCAGUCCUUCAAACGCUAGACACCGGUGUAUCACCAGAGGGAGGUGAUCAAGUAAUAACCGUAAAAGUCAAGUACAAGCCGUGGCCAGUUCGAGAUGGUUGUCCGAAGCCAUUAGCGUAUAAAUUGCUCAUGUCCCAGUCAUUUGAAGUUAUGAUGCGCGUCACAUGUACCAAAUGGAACGUGAGUGACAUGCGGGAAAUGAUAUUCGUGUACCAAGGUACGCCUCUAUUUCCGCGAGGGACCCCCGCGUCCGUCAAGAUGCACGGGAAGCCAAUAAUAGAAGCGUACAUCAGAAACGAAUACGAAGCACUAAGGCGAGCUCAAGACUCAGAGCAAAAGCCUGUUCACGAGGACCAAAAUGUGGGCGACGUGGAGAUGGAAGGCAAUCCUUGUAACGAAUUGAUACUAUUAAAAAUGCAAGACGCUACAGAGAUUACCAAGAUCAAGGCCAAGAAGGGGGCAACGGUGGAAGCGCUGAUAGCUGCCUAUCAAAAAUUGCGUAAUAUCAGUCACGGCACACGUCGUUUAAUGUUGGAUGGAGAAGUAUUGGAUUCUUCAAUGAGAUUGGAGGAACUGGGCCUGGAGGAUGGGGACUUGCUGGAGGUACGGUGAGGACAUCAUCAGGCACUAAGGCUUGGGAAUUCGCAAAGUUUUGCUGAUUUGUAAAGUGCCGCUCAACGCGUAAACCAAGGCAAAGGGCUGUAGAUAUUGGAAUAUCCAUCGCAUUAUGCAUUUUAGGAAUAAUAUACGGCGCAUAAGUAGCAUAUGUACUUACGUGAAAAGUCCAUCCUCCAACGACGAACUUGCCCCCGGGAAGCUAAAAGCACAAUUGAAAAUAUAUCACUAUCAUUCAUGGUGAUGCACAAGGC